This is a messenger RNA of Haliotis rubra (blacklip abalone), 1343 nucleotides long. RefSeq lists its product as uncharacterized. Lineage: Eukaryota; Metazoa; Mollusca; Gastropoda; Lepetellida; Haliotidae. The record is from RefSeq and is a predicted model, not a curated record. The transcript is spliced from 5 exons. The coding region runs from base 24 to 1343 and encodes 439 amino acids.
UGAUAACUACCACUUUAAGCAUAAUGGUGCCCAGGAACAACUGGGACCAGCGCCAAAGGUUCUUAAAGCAGUACUUUGUUGCUUUUAAAAGCGAUGGCACCACAACCAAGGCUUUUAAGCGACAGGCAUACAACUUGCUGGAGGGAGACGUGAAAUAUAUCUUCGUUCACUACAUAGGAAAACAUACGGUAGCAUCAUCAGAUCCUAAAUACGAGAAACAUUUGAAUACUCCGGUCCCAUAUGGCUUUCAGACGAUGAACAGUGACGUCAGAACAGCCAGUUUUGGAGAUCAACAAGAGAGUGGAGAAUUAAAGACAUGCGAUAUGGAAUUUGAUCAUGAUCAACCAAACUCUCCUUUUGUCUUUUCUUCCCUGGAUGAAGUUAGUUCCAGGAAAAGGACACACGAACCUGAUGUUAUGGAGAAUGUGCAUGUGAAAAGUCCUAGACGUUCAGUGGGCGAAGGACGAGUCAUCGAAAGCACAUUGCCGGACAACAUCCCCGCUGAAUGUGUUCGUUAUCAGCAUGAUGAAAGACCGACCGGUCUUAGAUCAUUUACUGAAGAUGUGUUUAAGAAACGUACACAUAUUCUCAUCGCAAGGUGUGUGUUGAAACUGACAAAAUACUGGAGGAAAGACACGCGACUUUCUGCAUUAGAGAGUCCGUGUUUAUCACUGAUAGCUGACAUAGACCAUAAAUGGAAAAAUGACCUGGACGAAGUCAGUGACCGAUUGAUGUGGUCAAGACUUAGUCCGGGGGCUCUUGGCAAUGACCAGUGCAAGGAGACCUAUCGCAGACUUGUAUCAGCUGUCAUAGUAGGUGCAUAUCACAUGAACUCGGACAUUGUCCAUUUUGUUGAGACCCUUCAUUUGUACCCACCACAUGUGACGGUUGACUGCACAGAGACGGAGGACAAUGGUCCGGCAGAUCCUCAGAUGUGCAGUGUUGGGCCUCACAACAUACGGAGCAAGCAUCUCCUUGACCACACAGCAUGGCUUGGCGAUGAGGUCAUGAAUGCCUACAUGCUGGUUUUGAAGACUUCAUGGAACAGAAUACACAUACGUCACUGUACAGUCAUCGAUUCGUUCAUGGUCAAUCGGUGGGAAAAAGAAGAGUAUGGUGUGCAUCCAUGUAAGAGGCCCCAAGGGAUAUUUUUUAUCAUGUGUGUUGAUAUGAUCCUAGACAAUGACCAAGACAGACAGAGGUACGCCCAAUCUCAUUUACAAUCAAAGCCGGAAAACACGACCAGCAAAAGCGACAAAAAAACACGACCAACGGCGUUUAAAAAAACCACGACCAGCGGCGACAAAAAAAACACGAUAGCGACACGACAAAAACCGCGAUAG